Messenger RNA from Conger conger (European conger), 2549 nucleotides. RefSeq names its product CFAP20 domain containing (gene cfap20dc). The record is from RefSeq and is a predicted model, not a curated record. Bases 1 to 2478 code for a protein of 825 amino acids. NCBI's taxonomy places the organism in Eukaryota, Metazoa, Chordata, Actinopteri, Anguilliformes, Congridae. The transcript has 17 exons.
AUGUUCAAAAACGAAUAUCAGGGUGGAGCUGUCGUUGACAUCUUCAGUGCUCAGGGGAAUGAUCCAGUGGCAAACUGGAAGCUUCAUGGGAGCCAGACUGCUAUUAGUAAAGAGUUUGACAGAGAGAUGAAGGGUUUUGUAUAUAUUUUGGAAGGGAGCAGCCAGAAAAACAGGAUGCAAAUGCCAAAGGACAGCAGGAUGACACUUGGGCUCAGCCAAAGGUUCCUGGUGCUGCAGGUGUUUGUUCCCAUGGGAAAAGACUUCUCCACUGAACUGACGGUAACGGAUUCAGGAAAUCUGAAGAGAAGACUGUAUUUAUCAACUAUUCAUAAGGAAUUAUCAGCAACCCCAUUACAUGCCAAAAUACCUCUCUCCAGUCUCAGGCUAAGCAUUUGGUGCAACAUGUGCAUUGACCUCGUGUCAUUGACAAGCGAAAUAUUCAGAGGAGAACCGUUCCUGUCCUUGGAUAGAAUCAUAGUCUGUGCCAGCUGCCGGCUCAGAAGAAUUUUCACUAUGAAACUCCAACCGGCAGAUGCUUACAAUGAGAGUGAUCUUUAUAUCCGUGGCAAUGGUCCCAGGGAGAUCAUCCCGAAGAUGUGGCAGUUUGCUCCAGAUGUGCAGCACGUUACUCAGCUGGUGAACAUCACCAAGCUGCGGCUGGGCGAGAGGAAGCUCGCCGGCUCUCUGUCCUCAGAACCGGAACAGACGAGCUCUGGCAGUCCAAGCACUGCACGGGUGGCCAAAAAUCAGGAUGUUUGCCACAUUGCUUUUGGGUCAAAAGUCCCGGGACCACCCCCACCUACAGGGAGGAAGGCCAGUGGCUCUGGCAACAGGGAGGCGGUUCUCGCUUCUGGUACCAGAACAGGUCGGAGCUCUGGCUCAUUAAAACCGAACAGCGGAGACUGGACAGAGAAGCAAAGCCAUCGACGUGAGCAGGUCCCCAUUUCUGGGCAGGAUCCCACACCUCAGCACCACCAGGACAGCGGGCAGGCCUUAGAGGGACUCACUGGAAGCCACUGGAGCCUGCAGCCACACCCCCCGCCAAGCAGAUUGGCUGCGGAGAGGCCAGGAACAAGGAAGCUACGAGUGUACAAUGCAGAAAGAGAAGCACCAGUGCUCACAGUGCGGAGCAGCAGUAGAAAUGAAGCCAGCAGCUCUGAGACCUGCCCUCCCAGCAGGACCGCAAACAGCACAGGAGCUCUGUUCCCUGGUGCAACUGGAGACCAACCAGAAGCAGAUAGUGCAAGCGGUCUGAAGGGCGUAAGCUUGGAUUCCACCAAAUGGACUCCAGAAGCACUCAACCUGGACUCAGUGGAGACCGCCAUUUCUGUCAGACAUGAGAGCAAUGGCGUGGAGCCUCAGCUUAGCCUGGAGGACCUCUUCACCUUCUCUUCCCGCCCACACUCAGCAAGGCGUUGUCACGGACAGACCAAUCCCGGAGAGGGCCCCGCCUCUUCUCCUGAAAUGUGGGGUGAGGGGGGUGGGGUACACAGGGGGGCACGGCUCGAGGAUGACUUCGUUGGCAGCGAAAGUGAAGAGGAGGAAUCCUACUCAGAGACUGUCACUCAGAGGCCUGGCAAGUGGUCCAGCCCCGGUGUCUCACCCACACAUGGCUUAAAAUCCAGAAUCCAUGCUCUUGAAGGGGAUAAUCAACCCAAUGCAGACCAUGCAUACUAUAGCCAAGCCUCUGAGUCUCCUACACAGCCCUCAGAGUCAGACAUGAUGCAGGGAAUGGAUAUGCCCCCGGAUGAUAGCUUGGACGCGAGGAAUAUUGAGGUUGAUCACGGCAGCAUGGUCCCCACCCGCUGCCUCUCUCCUAACAGAACCAGGCUGGGAUAUGGUCUGAACAGCCCCAGAAAUGAGAGGGCUUGCCAGGACUCCAGAAUCUCGCUGAGCAAGAAGUCACUUAAAGAAAUUCCUAUAGGAGACUCCAGACUGCAUGUGGAUCGCAGAGCGAGCAGUCAAACAAGCCUUCAGCCAAACCGGGCAAGCGGUUCCAGGCUGUGCGUGCAGGGAAGUCUCAACCAGGAGGAAGAGCUGCUCAUGCUUGCCAGUUUGCUCAGACAGCAGGAGGAUGAGCGGGAGCAGGUGUACGAGGAGGGCACACCUGCAGGCCUCAGCGCCUCCCAGAUACACAACUGUAAUGUGAGCAUCAGCACCAGCAGCGAUGACACGUCCAACUGGACCCCCUAUGUCCCAAUGCCAGCCUAUCAGGGCCAUCAUUACCAGGAGGAGAUGUCUCCCCUCCGACAGUCCAAUCCACGAGACAGGUUGAACGUGCUCAGCCCUCCCAUCGUCCCUCCCAGCCAGCAGGAGAGAGGCAAAGAGACAGACCGUCACCCCGAGAACACUCUGACAGAUGCAGAAAUGUCGACCAGCGCAGAACAUGUGGAAGAUGACUAUCUCAAUCUCCUUUAUGACCCGUGCCUCAACUGCUACUUUGAUCCUGAGUCUGGGAAAUAUUACGAGUUGCGAUAAUUGUAAUGUAAACAAAAUUCAUGUUGUGUGUUUGUAAAUAUAAUCUAGCUACCAACAUUAGAUUAUUGAAA